Molecule: messenger RNA, 363 nt
Organism: Protopolystoma xenopodis
Lineage: Eukaryota; Metazoa; Platyhelminthes; Monogenea; Polystomatidea; Polystomatidae
Source: the annotation of a GenBank genome assembly
AUGCCACUUGUAUUUCGUCUCCCACCCAAGGAGUACCAAUUCCUGGCGCUUCAGACGGCUGUCUACUGGGCUCUGGUAAUCGGACAUGCGGCCGCCGGCUUUGGCCUCCUUAUCGGUCUGCCUAUUCUUCCGCUUGUAGUCGUUCAGAUCGCAUUGCUCUUUCACAUCUGGUCCACGAUCACGGGUCGUGUCACGGCCUAUCCAGCAGCCGUCUGCCAGGUGCCCGCCUCGAGGACUGCUAACAGAAGCUCCGACUUGAUCUCUGCCUCGGUGCACAAGGCUUCUCUUGACGAAACUGGCAUUGCUCCGGCUGUUAAGCUCGACUCGGCAAUUGUCGAUUGCAUGCCUGUGUCUGUGCUCUGA